Lipotes vexillifer (Yangtze River dolphin) is the source of this 2394-nucleotide messenger RNA. Its product is annotated as protocadherin beta-17-like. Gene Ontology annotation, molecular function: calcium ion binding. The coding region runs from base 1 to 2394 and encodes 797 amino acids. Gene Ontology annotation, cellular component: plasma membrane. The transcript has a single exon. NCBI's taxonomy places the organism in Eukaryota, Metazoa, Chordata, Mammalia, Artiodactyla, Lipotidae. Gene Ontology annotation, biological process: homophilic cell-cell adhesion. The record is from RefSeq and is a predicted model, not a curated record.
AUGGAGACGCCGCUACCCAAAGCGACGCAAAAAAGGCAAGUGACUGCCAUUAUUAUUCUAUUACUAUUGUGGGAGGUGGGUGGUGAGGUCAUUAAGUAUUCCGUUCUAGAAGAGAGACACAGCGGCUCAUUUGUGGCCAACCUAGCAAAAGAUCUGGGGUUGGGCUUAGGAGAGCUGGCUUCGCGCGGCGCCCGGAUUCUUUCCAAAGGGAAUAAACAGCAUUUGCAGGUCGAGCACAAGAGUGGGAAUUUGCUCCUAAAAGAAAAACUGGACCGGGAAGAGUUGUGCGGUGACAUGGAUCCAUGUAUACUGCAUUUCCAGGUGUUACUGAAAAACCCGGUGCAGUUUAUUCAAGGUGAAUUACAGCUCCAAGACGUAAAUGACCAUGCCCCUGAGUUCCUGGAAAAUGAAAUCCUACUGAAAAUCUCAGAAAGUAGCCAUACAGGGACUGCAUUUCCUUUGAAAAUAGCUCAAGAUUUAGAUGUGGGCAGUAACACAGUUCAGAACUACACAAUUAGCACCAACUUCCAUUUCCAACUUUUCACUCGAAAUCGCAGCGACGGCAGGAAAUACCCGGAGCUGGUGCUGGCCAAAGAGCUGGACCGUGAGGAGCAGCCAGAGCUCAGGUUAACUCUCAUGGCGCUGGAUGGUGGGUCACCUCCAAAGACUGGGACUUCCCAGGUUCUCAUCAUGGUCCUGGACAUAAAUGACAACGCCCCUGAAUUUGCUCGGCAGCUCUACGAGGUGCAGGUCCCAGAGAACAGCCCUAGAGGCUCCCUUGUCAUCACUGUCUCUGCCAGAGAUUUGGAUGCUGGGACCCACGGAGAGCUCUCCUACUCAUUUUUCCAAUCAUCAAAUCAAGUCAUUCAGGCCUUUGAAAUCAACACAGUAACGGGGGAUAUUCGAUUAAAAAAAAUGUUGGAUUUUGAGGAAAUUCGAUCUUACCGUAUGGAAAUUGAGGCCUCAGACGGCGGGGGUCUUUCAGGAAAAUGCACUGUAGCCAUAGAAGUGACGGAUGUAAACGACAACGCCCCUGAAUUGACCAUGUCAUUGCUCAUGAAUGAUAUCCCAGAAAACACCCCUGACACUGUGGUCGCUAUUUUCGGAAUUUCAGAUCCAGACGCCGGGGACAAUGGCAAAAUGAUGUGUUACAUCCAAGACCAUCUCCCAUUCCUUCUGAAAAUUUCUGCAGAAAAUUUCUACACCUUGGUAACAGAAGGAGCGCUGGACAGAGAGAGCAGAGCCAAGUACAACAUCACCAUCACCGUCACAGAUAUGGGAACCCCCAGGCUGAAAACCGAGCACAACAUAACCGUGCUGGUGUCCGACGUCAACGACAACGCCCCCGCCUUCACCCAGACCUCCUACACCCUGUCCGUCCGCGAGAACAACAGCCCCGCCCUGCACAUCGGCAGCGUCCGCGCCACAGACAGAGACGCGGGCGCCAACGCCCAGGUCACCUACUCGCUGCUGCCGCCCCUCGACCCGCACGUGCCCCUGGCCUCCCUGGUAUCCAUCAACCCGGACAACGGCCACCUGUUCGCCCUGAGGUCCCUGGACUACGAGGCCCUGCGGGCGUUCGAGUUCCGCGUGGGCGCCGCCGACCGCGGCUCGCCCGCGCUCAGCAGCCAGGCGCUGGUGCGCGUGCUCGUGGCGGACGACAACGACAACGCGCCCUUCGUGCUGUACCCGCUGCAGAACGCCUCGGCGCCCUGCACCGAGCUGGUGCCCAGGGCGGCCGAGGCGGGCUACCUGGUGACCAAGGUGGUGGCGGUGGACGGCGACUCGGGCCAGAACGCCUGGCUGUCGUACCAGCUGCUCAAGGCCACGGAGCCCGGCCUCUUCGGCGUGUGGGCGCACAACGGCGAGGUGCGCACGGCCCGGCUGCUGAGCGAGCGCGACGCGGCCAAGCACAGGCUGCUGGUGCUGGUCAAGGACAACGGCGAGCCACCGCUCUCGGCCAGCGUCACGCUGCACGUGCUGCUGGUGGACGGCUUCUCGCAGCCCUACCUGCCGGCCCCGGAAGCGGAAGCGGCGGACGCGGCCCCGGCCGCCCCGCUCACCGUCUACCUGGUGGUGGCCUUGGCGUCCGUGUCGUCGCUCUUUGUCUUCUCGGUGCUGGUGUUCGUCGCGGUGUGGCUGUGCAGGAGGGGCGGGGCGGCCUCGGUGGGUCGCUGCUCGGUGCCUGAGGGGCCCUUUCCGGACCACCUAGUCGGCGUCAGCGGCACGGGGACCCUGUCCCAGAGCUACCAGUAUGAGGUGUGUCUGACGGGAGGCUCCGGGACCAGGGAGUUCAAGUGUCUGAAACCUCUUGUCCCCAACAUCAUGGGUGAAGGGGUUGGUACGGACACCGAGGAAAACUCGAACUUUAGAAACCACUUGGGGUUCAAUUAA